CCGGCUCGACACGCGGUGGUCUUGUUUUCUGUUUGCCUGGUUGACCUCGACCUUGAUCUCUAUUUCUUUGACAACUUUGUGGGCCUCGGCGGUUCGGAUAUCAGUCCGAACCACACCACGAAGGGAGACGUGCAUCGCCGCUUGGUCCAUUCAACCUCGUCCUCGUCUCACAAAGAAAUUAGCAUCCUCCGGCGAAGCGAACCCACGAGCCACGUGUUUGCGUAGUGAACCGCUACACCAUUUCCAGAGGCUGCAGGUCAGGGAAGGCAUGUCGUCUGCUAACGGCCAGGGAAUCGCCCACGGCGUCGAGGUGAUGCGCGCCGCCAAGGCUGCCGUGCGGACGGCCAUCGAGUCCAGGCUGGCCGGCAUGACGACGGAGAACAAGGCGGAGCAGUCGCAGCAAGUGCUCCGGAAGCUCCUGCAGCACCCCAGCUACGUCCGCAGCACGUCCGUGGCCGUGUUCCUGAGCACGGCGGCCGAGGUGGACACGCGGCCCGUGCUGGCGGCGCUCUUCUCGUCCGGCAAGGCGUGCUUCGUGCCGCGCUACGCGUACGGCAAGGCGGCCAAGGAGCGCACCGCCAAGGGGCUGCCCGGCAUGGAGAUGGUGCUGCUCAGGGACAUGCAGGACUUCGAGGCGCUGCCCACCACGCCCUGGGGCAUCCCGCAGCCCGCCAUGGACGAGCCCCGCCACCAGCCCGGCCAAGGAGGUCUGCCGCCGCUGGACCUCGUCCUCAUGCCCGGGGUGGGCUUCACGACGAGGGGGGACCGCCUCGGCCACGGCAUGGGCUUCUACGACAAGUUCCUGGCCGCGCUGCCGGCGCCCAAGCCCGCCACCAUCGCCCUGGCCUUCCGCGAGCAGGUCGUGGACGAGCUGCCCACCACGGACCGCGACUACACCGUCGACGCCGUGCUCACGGCCGACUAGCGGGCCCGGGUUAAAUUAAAUAAAUUUUUUGUGCUUUUCUGUUA
Thrips palmi is the source of this 969-nucleotide messenger RNA. RefSeq names its product 5-formyltetrahydrofolate cyclo-ligase (gene Mthfs). NCBI's taxonomy places the organism in Eukaryota, Metazoa, Arthropoda, Insecta, Thysanoptera, Thripidae. Bases 269 to 925 code for a protein of 218 amino acids. Gene Ontology annotation, cellular component: mitochondrion. The record is from RefSeq and is a predicted model, not a curated record. Gene Ontology annotation, biological process: tetrahydrofolate interconversion; folic acid-containing compound biosynthetic process. The transcript has 4 exons. Gene Ontology annotation, molecular function: 5-formyltetrahydrofolate cyclo-ligase activity.